AUGGAUUCAAUGAUUAAGCUUGUAGGGGAACUAGUUAGUCCGGAAUUCGACAUACCUAAGAGUUACUAUGAAGCAAAGAGAUUGGUUUCCAAAUUAGGAUUGUCGUAUGAUAGAAUUCAUUGUUGUCCAAACGGUUGUAUGUUGUUCUAUAAGCAAGAUGUUGAUUUAAAUGAAUGUAAAAUAUGUGGACAUGCGCGUUAUAAGCGGACACCAAGUGGGAAGACGGUUCCAAUUAAGGCGAUGCAUUAUUUACCUAUUAUACCUAGGUUAAAGAGGUUGUUUGCAUCGCCGAGUUCUGCUCCUCACAUGAGAUGGCACAGCGAAAAUAGAAGGCCACCUGGUGUUAUGUGUCAUCCAUCGGAUGGAGAAGCGUGGAAACAUUUUGAUAGAACUUAUCCUGAUUUUGCUAGUGAAUCAAGAAACAUUCGUUUGGGUUUGUGUGCGGAUGGUUUCACACCAUACUCUGUUUCGGCUGCACCCUAUUCUUGUUGGCCUGUAUUUCUUACUCCAUAUAAUCUACCGCCUGAGAUGUGUAUGACAAGUCCCUAUAUAUUCCUAAAUUGUGUUAUCCCUGGUCCUCGUAAUCCAAAAGUUUUGAUUGAUGUCUAUCUACAGCCUUUGAUUGAUGAGUUAAAACAAUUGUGGUGUGAAGGUGUAGUGACAUAUGAUAUAUCAACUAAGAGCAAUUUCAAUAUGCGUGCUUCUUUGAUGUGGACUGUUAACGAUUUUCCUGCGUAUGGGAUGUUGUCUGGUUGGAUGACUGCUGGAAAGCUUGCUUGUCCUCAUUGCAUGGAAACUAGUAAAGCUUUCACUUUAAAACAUGGCCACAAAAAUUCAUGGUUUGAUUGUCAUCGUCAAUUCUUGCCUAUGGAUCACCAAUUCAGGAAAAUGAAACAAGCAUUUAGAAAGAAUAAAAUUGAAAAUGAUCCCCCACCUCGAACAUUGUCAGGAGAAGAAAUUUGGGGGAGGGUUUGUCACUUGCCUAAGGUCACAGAAGUUGCCCCUUAUAGACUACAUGGUUAUGGUGUUGAACAUAAUUGGACUAAACAGAGCAUAUUCUGGGAGUUACCGUAUUGGAAGGAUAAUCUUCUACGGCAUAAUCUUGAUGUGAUGCAUAUUGAAAAAAAUUACUUUGAUAAUUUGUUCAACACUGUUAUGGAUGUUAAAGGCAAAACAAAAGAUAACCCAAAAGCUAGAUUGGACCUAAAGGAAUAUUGUAGGCGCCCUGAAUUGAACUUGCAAGAGUUAGCGAAUAAUAAAGUGUUCAAACCCAAGGCUAGUUUUUCAUUCACUUUGGAGGAGAAACGACAGAUUUGUCAAUGGAUUAAGAAUUUGCGGAUGCCAGAGGGGUAUGCGUCUAAUUUUGACAAGCGUGCUGAUAUGAAUGAAGGAAAAUUAAUUGGUAUGAAAAGUCAUGAUUGCCAUGUUUUCAUGGAAACUUUGAUUCCUAUUGCAUUUAGCCGCCUACGGAAGAAUAUGGAAACCAAUCACAGAGAUAAGUUUGUUCUUCAAGGAUUUAUGUUCUAA
This is a messenger RNA of Lycium ferocissimum, 1527 nucleotides long. RefSeq lists its product as uncharacterized. Lineage: Eukaryota; Viridiplantae; Streptophyta; Magnoliopsida; Solanales; Solanaceae. Bases 1 to 1527 code for a protein of 508 amino acids. The transcript has a single exon. The record is from RefSeq and is a predicted model, not a curated record.